CUCGGCAUUUUUACUAAGCAAUGCAUCCAGAAUGAUGAAGAGCGAGCGAGCGAGCGAGCGAGCGAGAAAGAGAGAGAGAGAGAGGGAGAGAAAUCCUUUAGUCUUUUAACAUAGCACUGAGAUCUCGGAAGGGCAUCUACGAGAAACUGAGCCCGGGGCGAUUCCCAAUGAAGACAAGCCUUUUUGGAUUAGCACCAUCUUCUGAUUUAAUUACAUUUUGUAGGAGAGAUCGUUUGAUAAUUUACCAUCUACAAGAUAACUGGAUAUAAAUGGUGAUUUGUUGGGGAGACAAGAGUCUGUAACCUCUAACUACGAGUUCUUACUGGAGUGCUGUAUCCAUAUACUCUUCGCCCCUUUCCCAAUUUCAUGUUUUUGUUUCUUGUCAGUUAAUCUUCUUGGAAUUUUCUGCAAUGCUUACGGAAAAAAGGAGUGGACAUUAUAAAAAGGAAAGAAAUUGACACGCUUGAAAUCAAUUUAAGGUGACAGCAAGUUUGGCGAUUUGAGUUGAUGGAUAUAGACCUGCAGCUAACUGGAUUUGAUUUAUACGAGGAAAAUCUGCAGUAAAUGGCUAUGCUGUUCAUAUUGCCAGAAUGGAAAAUAGAAUUGUCGAUAGGAUGUGGCCUGAUAAAUAGCGCCGUGUGAAGAUGCCGCUCCAAUAACUGUGAAAUCAAUGGGAAAUACUUGCCAUGCGAAAAGCCUUUGAGAUUUUGACAGCAUUGUGUUCUGGGGGUUUGAUACCUUUGCUUAGAUUGCCCUGCCUUGCAAGUGGAUAUAAAUAGGAUUGCUUUUAGUGCAGCUAUACAGAAAUAAUUUUGGACGAUGUCACUUCAGAAAUCACCAGGAUUUAACUAUAUGUGGCGGGUGAUGAAGGUGCAGCUACACUCGGGAGUGGAUGUCACUUUUGUCCUCUGGAUACUUGGAUUUACGCUGCAGGCAGCUGUUGUCUCAUCCCAGAAGCUUGAUGAAUCGGACCCAGUGGUAACAACCACUUAUGGUAAAUUGCGAGGAUUUAAAAAGGAACUCAACAAUGAAAUUUUGGGCCCAGUUAUACAGUUUCGUGGUGUUCCGUAUGCUGCACCUCCAAUUGGAGAGCGCCGGUUUCAGCCCCCGGAGCCACCAGUCCCUUGGUCUGAAAUACGCAAUGCUACCCAGUUUGCCCCAGUUUGUCCCCAGAAUAUCUUGGAAGGAAGGCUACCAGAGGUCAUGCUACCUGUGUGGUUCACAAAUAAUUUGGACAUAGUUACAAGUUACGUUCAAGAUCAGAGUGAAGACUGCCUUUUCUUAAAUAUCUAUGUCCCAACAGAGGAUGGUCCCCUUACAAAGAAACAGAAUGAUGAUUUAGGUGAUAAUGACGGUGCUGAAGAUGAAGACAUUCGGGAAAGUGGUAGCCCAAAGCCAGUAAUGGUGUUUAUCCAUGGAGGUUCAUACAUGGAGGGAACUGGCAAUAUGUUUGACGGAAGCAUCUUGGCAAGUUAUGGCAAUGUUAUAGUCAUUACAGUGAACUACAGGCUUGGUGUAUUAGGUUUCCUAAGUACGGGUGACCAAGCUGCUAAAGGAAACUAUGGACUGCUCGAUCAAAUCCUAGCCUUACGCUGGACUAGUGAGAACAUUGCAUUUUUUGGUGGUGAUCCCCUAAGAAUAACUGUUUUCGGAUCAGGGGCAGGUGCUUCCUGUGUCAAUCUUUUGACUUUGUCCCAUUAUUCUGAAGGUAACCGUUGGAGCAAUUCAACCAAAGGACUCUUUCAAAGGGCGAUAGCACAGAGUGGCACUGCUCUCUCCAGUUGGGCCGUGAGCUUCCAGCCAGCAAAAUAUGCCAGGAUGUUGGCCACCAAAGUGGGCUGCAACCUUGUCGACACCCUUGACUUGGUGGAGUGCCUUCAAAAGAAGCACUACAAAGAAUUGGUGGACCAGGACAUCCAGCCUGCUAGGUACCAUAUAGCCUUUGGACCAGUCAUUGAUGGUGAUGUCAUACCAGAUGAUCCUCAGAUUCUGAUGGAGCAAGGUGAAUUUUUGAACUAUGACAUCAUGUUGGGUGUGAACCAAGGAGAAGGACUGAAAUUUGUGGAGCUUAUUGUCGAUAACGAAAAUGGAGUACAGGCCAAUGAUUUUGAUUAUGCUGUCUCAAGUUUUGUGGAUGAUUUAUAUGGCUAUCCAGAUGGAAAAGACAUUCUUAGGGAAACUAUUAAAUUUAUGUACACUGAUUGGGCUGAUAGGCAUAAUCCUGAAACAAGGAGGAAGACUCUUCUGGCGUUGUUUACUGACCACCAGUGGGUGGCACCAGCUGUUGCAACAGCUGAUCUUCACUCGAGCUUUGGAUCUCCAACUUACUUCUAUGCCUUCUAUCACCAUUGCCAGACCGACCAAGUGCCAGCAUGGGCUGAUGCAGCACACGGAGAUGAGAUUCCCUACGUUUUUGGUCUCCCAAUGAUUGGCCCUACAGAGCUGUUUCCAUGCAAUUUCUCUAAAAAUGAUGUCAUGCUAAGUGCAGUUGUGAUGACCUACUGGACUAAUUUUGCAAAAACUGGGGAUCCAAACCAACCAGUGCCCCAGGAUACAAAAUUUAUUCAUACCAAACCUAACCGCUUUGAAGAGGUGGCGUGGACCAGGUAUUCUCAAAAAGACCAGCUGUACUUGCACAUUGGUUUAAAGCCCAGGGUCAAAGAGCACUACAGGGCAAAUAAAGUAAACCUUUGGCUCGAGUUGGUGCCUCAUCUGCACAGCUUGAACGAAGUAACCCAGUUCUCAUCCACAACCACAAAAGUUCCACCACCAGAUGUAACUCCAAGAACACCUAAGAAAAUCCCAGGAAUUACCAAGCGUCCGGUGACGCCCAUUCCGCCUACAGAGAGUCAUCAUAGUGAGAAUCAGCAGGAAGAUCCUUUCUUGGUGAACCAGCGAGAUUAUUCUACAGAGCUGAGUGUCACAAUUGCAGUUGGGGCAUCUUUGUUGUUUUUGAACAUCUUGGCUUUUGCUGCACUCUAUUACAAAAAGGACAAGCGAAGACACGAUGUCCACAGGAGGUGUAGUCCCCAGCGUAACACUGCCAAUGACCUUAUUCACACACAGGAGGAGGAGAUUAUGUCUUUGCAAAUGAAGCAUACAGAUCUAGACCACGAGUGUGAUUCCAUCCAUCCACAUGAUGUGGUUCUGAGAACUGCUUGUCCACCUGAUUAUGCUUUAGCGAUGAGAAGGUCGCCUGAUGAUAUUCCUUUAAUGACCCCCAAUACCAUCACAAUGAUCCCCAAUACUAUACCUGGGAUUCAGCCCCUGCAUACGUUUAACACUUUUACUGGUGGGCAAAACAACACCUUGCCUCAUCCUCACCCACAUUCACAUUCAACGACCAGGGUAUAGCCAGACAGGACAGACCAUAUAAACUCUUCUGCAACUCCUCCUGGUAUGGAAGCUGUCUUGGUAAACUGUUUACGGGUUACUGUAUAAGGAGAUAACAUGUUUUACUUUGGUGAAAUAUCCUUGUUGGGGUAUUACUGGAAAAUACAAGGAAGAACAACAAAAAACCUUCUUUUGGCGAAGGAUUAUCAUUUUCAUGAAAACUGACAACAUUUGCAGUGUGCAAUUGUCAUAGAAAAAUAAGGAGGGGUGGCACUAAAAUUGUUAACAGAAUGUUUCCACAAGGCUGGGAAAUGUAUAGCGAACCUUCGCAAGCCAAGAACCAAUGCAACUCAACAAAUUAGGCAUGCGCAACGCAAAUGAUAAAAAUGUAAAGAAAAAAAAAAACGAAACAAAAAACAGAAAAAGCGAAAAGUUGGGAGAAGCAAAAUGAGAAAAAGGGAACCGUGUUAAAAAUAUGCACAAGGGAGACAUUCAUAAGAUGUCUUGGAUUCUUUUCACCAGUUUAUUUUUUGGAACAGUUUUAUUGUAUAGAAACUCUUUAUAUAUCUAGAUAUGUACACAAAGCACCAAUGCUGUUUAAGCCCUAAUGGGGCAUCAAUUCUGCAAUCUGCCAGCAGAACAAAGGGGAUAAUGACAUUCUGGCAGAUACAGCUUCAUCACAUAAGUGCUGUCUAUACCAAGAGCUGGCGGACAGGGGAAACUGGAUAUUUUUAGCACGAUGCGCAUGACAAUUUAUCUGCUUGGUGGCUGUUCUGCUGAUUAAGUCGUAAUUAAAAUAAUUUUCAUCCCCAUUGGAUUUCUUUGAAGAAAUACACUUGAUUGGCUCAAAUCUAUGGAGAUACAUAAUGGGGGGGCAGAGGAACGGGGUAUGGGGAAAUGGAAUAUAACAGUAAAUACUGUUCAUUCACAAUAGCUUCAGUGAACAUGGUUAAAAAAAAUAGUUUUGUACAAUGUGUGUUGGUACAACUUUUUAAUAGUGGUGAACACAUGCUGUUAUAAAUCCCAAACAAGAGGUUAUUAUUAUUAUUAUUAUUAUUAUUAUUAUGAUUAUUAUUAUAUUCUGUUCAUGUUUUAUUUCUGGCAUAAUUAAUCUCUUUUAAAUAUUUGUCUAUUUUGCUAGAACAAAAAAAUGUUGCCACUGGUCCUAAUUAACUCCAGUGUUACUCAUGCAUUUAGUCAAAAUUAUGUCUACCCAGGGCUAUCGCCUUAUACCGGUAUUUUAUUUUUACACACAGAGAAAUGCUAAAUCUGCCAUUUGGAGAUUUCAUUGAUUGGUAGCAUUGAUUUUUAGGAGGCAUGUUCAAUGGGUGUUUUAGGAUGAAUACACAUCAUUUCAGGUUUGACAGAGCUAUUACUGUAUUUGAAAUGUAUAGAGAUAUUCUGACUGCAAUAUUAUUCAUUGCAAGAAAAUGCAAAAUAUAUUGAAACAAAGUGGAACCCUACUUGAUGAGGUCGUAUGAUGAGAAUAUUGGGUAUGACCACCCCACCCACACAUUACUUGGAGCGUAACACUUUGAAAUCCCAUAUUGUUAUACCUCUAAAAAGACAUUUGCAGACAGUUUUACAUUUCUAUUGCACUCUGGGAAACUUUUGCUAUUCUUUUUAAAUCAGGUAUGGCUCCCAUUUCCAUAUAUACAGUAUGUGUGUGUGUGUGUGUUUGUCUAUAUGUGUAAUCAUACAUCCUCCUUCAACAGCUCGUGGAGGCAACAGAUCCAUUAUCACCUCUUCUGCCUGGUAAGCACACCAUGCAUUUCUAGAAAUAUCAAUGCAAAUAAAUAAAUAAAAAGUUAGGCCUUAUUUAAAAUGUCCUGAAAAGGACUGUGUCCCCAUUGGCAUAAUUGCCAAUAAUGUUAUCCAGUAGUUCAUGGUAAACAGCCAUGUAAGUUUUACUUUAUCCAGAAGAAUUACAAGCAGGUUGCCAGAAGAACUGACUGUAGUGCUUGGCUAUAAAGAAUUUGUUUCAAAGCAUACAUUAAUUAUAAUAAUACAGUAUAAUAAUCCAAUAUCUAUAAUAUAUUGGGUGAUUUAAAAAGAAUUGAACACAUGUAUUACUCAUGACACCAAGCAUCAAUAUGAACAUGUAAUUCAGUAAUUUGUAAAGGAACUCUCACAGUUCUUUCUUAGUCUAACAAAUUCUCAAUAUAUGCCACAGGGCACAUGUCAGUCUGGUAGUCUAAUUCAUCCCAGACCCUUUGUAACAUACGUAUUACCUUUGAUGGUUAACACAAGCACCCAAGAUACCUUCCUCUAUUUCUACAAGCUGCUCUAUAGUACAGUUUAUUGUAUAUGUUUAUAUGAUAGUUAGUUAAUGGGUAAUACAUUUUUUAAAAAUUGUUCAGUUCUUUUUCAGCUGCCAUGUACAGUGCAUAUAAUAUACAUAUGU
Polypterus senegalus (gray bichir) is the source of this 5737-nucleotide messenger RNA. It is a transcript of the gene nlgn1, whose product is annotated as neuroligin 1. Gene Ontology annotation, molecular function: neurexin family protein binding; signaling receptor activity. The record is from RefSeq and is a predicted model, not a curated record. The transcript has 7 exons. Bases 820 to 3354 code for a protein of 844 amino acids. NCBI's taxonomy places the organism in Eukaryota, Metazoa, Chordata, Cladistia, Polypteriformes, Polypteridae. Gene Ontology annotation, biological process: chemical synaptic transmission; postsynaptic membrane assembly; presynaptic membrane assembly. Gene Ontology annotation, cellular component: postsynaptic specialization membrane; cell surface; synapse.